This is a messenger RNA of Thelazia callipaeda (thelaziosis nematode), 717 nucleotides long. Lineage: Eukaryota; Metazoa; Nematoda; Chromadorea; Rhabditida; Thelaziidae. The record is from the annotation of a GenBank genome assembly.
AUGUUGAUUGAAAUUGGUCGGGAGUCAUCUCCGAUUUUCAGAAACUUUGGAAUUAACAAGCCAAAAGAAAGCAAUGAUAUGGCGAGUUAUGGAAGUGCCAUUUUUGCAUUUGUUUUUCCUAGUCAGUUAGAAAUUGUUCAAGCUGAUCCUCAGACAUAUAAGCAGGUGCUGACGCUGUACAACCCAUAUCACUUUCCAGUCAAAUUUCGAGUGAAGUGUACGAAUCCAAAAAAUUAUGUGGUGAUGAAACCUCAUGGAAUGCUGAAGGAAUCAUCUUCUCUUGACAUUGUUGUUCGACACGUAGCUGCACAGUUAGAAAGUAAUCGUGGUCUAGAUACAUUUCGGGUCGAAGUUUCUCCCGCACAUCUUGAAAUGUAUUCCGGAUCAAUUGAUGUUCCAGUACGCAUUGUGGAAGAAGCUACAUGCUCUACUAGUUCUCACAAUUCCGUUUUUAAAUCUUCCAGCAGUAAUUCUGCGGUUAAUAUAAUUUCAACGGAGUUUUUACCGGUAAGUGAAAGUCAACAUCGAUUAAAUUCACCAUCAUUUAUGUCAUGUAUGUGUGUAGUUGGCAUCUGCGCAGUCGUUUUAAUGCUUCCAACUGAAGGAUUAGAUGUUGUAACGACGGUUCCAUCAUGGUUGCAUUUGUCAGUACAAGUGAAAUUAAUUUUUGCAUACAUUUUAGGUCUUUGUACGUUGCUUAUUUCAAGGCAGUCUUAA